Messenger RNA from Eucalyptus grandis, 540 nucleotides. RefSeq names its product UDP-glycosyltransferase 85A5-like. The transcript has a single exon. The coding region runs from base 1 to 540 and encodes 179 amino acids. The record is from RefSeq and is a predicted model, not a curated record. Lineage: Eukaryota; Viridiplantae; Streptophyta; Magnoliopsida; Myrtales; Myrtaceae.
AUGGGUUCUGAAGCAAGAGAUAAUCCUCAUGCAGUGGUCAUUCCCUUCCCAGCACAGGGUCACAUAAACCCCAUUUUGAUGCUCGCCAGGAUCCUCCACCACCGAGGCUUUCACAUAACGUUCGUGCACACCGAGUACAACCACAAGCGCUUGCUCAAGUCCAGAGGCCUGACCUCUCUCGAUGGCUUGCCUAGGUUUCGCUUCGAAACCAUCCCCGAUGGCCUCCCGCAGAGUGAUUCCGAUGAGGAUGUCACUCAGCACAUCCCUUCUCUCUGUGAGUCCACUUCCAAGAAUUGCUUGGCUCCUUUCAUGGACCUCCUCGGGAGGCUCAAUGAUAAGUCUGUCGAUGAUACCGAGGUUCCGAAGGUGAGCUGUGUGAUAGCGGACGGUGGUAUGUCGUUUGCACUUGAUGCUGCAGAGAAGCUUAGAGUGCCUGGUGUGCUGUUUUGGACUCCCAGUGCUCGUGGGUCUUUGGCGUAUACUCAGUACCAUAUGCUCCGCGAAAAAGGGCUAUUCCCCUCAAAGGUUAGGGAAGUAUAG